Coniosporium apollinis CBS 100218 is the source of this 576-nucleotide messenger RNA. RefSeq lists its product as uncharacterized. NCBI's taxonomy places the organism in Eukaryota, Fungi, Ascomycota, Dothideomycetes. The transcript has a single exon. Bases 1 to 576 code for a protein of 191 amino acids. The record is from RefSeq and is a predicted model, not a curated record.
AUGCCACCCAACCCCCAACCCCUCGGCCUCGGCCUCACCCCCUACAAAGCAACCCAACUCCUAACCACCACCUCCCUCGCCCUACUGCUAGGCUCGACGACCUGGGCUAGCGUAGCAGUCAUGCCCUCCCUAAUCGCCGCGCCCAUAAGCACCUACGCCAAACUCUCCGUCUUCCGCGGCCUCAUCAUCCGCGCGAACUCCAUCCUCCCUCCCGUCUUCAUCGCCACGGUCGCCGGGCUGGGCUAUUUGGCCGGCACAUCCUUCUCCGGGGGUGCGCGGGGGAAUUAUGCGGUGGCGAUGGCGGCGGUGCUGGCGGCGUUAGGGUUGCAGGUUAAGGUGUUGCCGCUGAAUAAGGCGAUGGUUGAGGUGGUGGAUCAGGGGAGGGGGAAGGAAGAUCAGGGCGAGGAGGGGAAUAGAAGGAUUGGGGAGUUGUUGGUUUUGAAUUGGGGGAGGGUUGCGCUGAGCGCGUUUGCGUUUGGGCUGAGUUUGUGGGAGCUGGGCGUCGUGAGGAGGGCGGUGGUGGUGGCGAUGACCCCUGCUCCGGUCUCACGAGGUUUGUUCGGACGUGCAGGGUAG